Molecule: messenger RNA, 957 nt
Organism: Paramecium primaurelia
Lineage: Eukaryota; Ciliophora; Oligohymenophorea; Peniculida; Parameciidae
Source: the annotation of a GenBank genome assembly
AUGAAUGUUGAGGAAGAAGAUCUAAAUUUUCUUAAAGGUAUUUUAUUUCAAAAUUUCUAUCAGCUUAACCUCUAUGGACUGGCUGUAGAAACACACCUUAUUUAAUACGAGCAGGAAUCAAUAUUGAUAAAUGUUUGAUUUGUAUUUUUGUAUUUAAAAUAAAGUUAUCACAAAUCUAAGGUAAUCUUGGAUUUGUAAACUCAAUAAAGACCGUAUCUAAAAGGAUAAAGAAUUAUACAACAAAUCAAUUUAAACUACAAAUUUUUAAGGAGUUUUAGAUCUAUUAGAUUUAGCUUUAAAAUAUGAUCCUUAAGCAGAAUACUCCUUUAAAUUAAAUGAGUCCUCUUUGUAUUAUGGCUAUAGUAAUGUAAUCAAGAUAUACACUCUAACAUGGGUGUUCGAUUGUAAAAUUGUGGAUGACCAAUUUCAUAAUAAAAUUCUGAUAAAUGAUAUUGUAAAUCCUUUAUUGUUAACUAUCCAAUCUUUAGAAAAUAGAUGCAAUAAUUAUAAAACAGCAUUUUCAUAAUUAGAGUAGGAUUAUGUAAAAAGAUUGAAUGAAAAGGAAAGAGCCUAAUAUAAAGUUAGGGAUAAAGAUGAUGAUUUAAGUGUAUACAUUUUAGAUGAUCAAAUUGAUUAAGAGAAAAUAUGUUAAAUAAACUUUACUCCUAUUGCUAAUUAUUUCAUUUAAUAUUAUGCCAUUAAUAAAGUGAAUAAAACAUUAUAAUAAUUGAAAAAAAGAUAACCAUAACAAUAAAAUAAAAAUGACAAUACUUCUUAAAAUUUACAUAAAAGUAUAUUAAAUAUUUAAAUUAUUUAGAGGAACAACUUUGGUAAAGUUAUGAAAAUACAUUAUCUGAUAUGUUUGAAGGAAAAGGAUAAUAAAUCAUAGAAAAUGAUAAAAAUGAAUAAAAAUAAGACCGUAGUAAAAACACUAAAAAAAAAGCAGGAUUUUUAUGA